Aaosphaeria arxii CBS 175.79 is the source of this 2511-nucleotide messenger RNA. Its product is annotated as glycoside hydrolase family 3 protein. Bases 1 to 2511 code for a protein of 836 amino acids. The transcript has 3 exons. Gene Ontology annotation, biological process: glucan catabolic process. Lineage: Eukaryota; Fungi; Ascomycota; Dothideomycetes; Pleosporales. The record is from RefSeq and is a predicted model, not a curated record. Gene Ontology annotation, molecular function: beta-glucosidase activity.
AUGGGUUCUGCUCCAGUUGGUUCACCCGACCUCGAGGGUCUCAUCAAACAGAUGACCCUCGAGGAGAAAGCUCUUUUGACUGCCGGAGCCAAUUUCUGGGAGACCAAUGCCAUCGAGAGACUGGGUAUACCACGAAUGAAGGUGUCUGACGGCCCGAAUGGUGCCCGUGGAGAGAACUUCGAGAACGGUGUGACCAGUGCAUGCUUUCCUGCAUCAGUAUCCCUCGCUGCAUCCUUCAACGAGGACCUUGCAGGUCACAUUGGCAAGGCACUUGGUCAAGAAACUAAGACAAAGGGCGCCAGAGUGCUUCUUGGCCCAACUGUCUGCCCACACCGUCACCCUACUGGUGGCCGAAACUUUGAGUCUUUCUCAGAAGAUCCGCUUCUUGCUGGACGUCUCGCAUCAAAGUACAUCGAAGGCCUGCAAAGCGAAGGCAUCGGCGCUACGAUCAAGCACUAUGCAGUCAAUGAGCAGGAGAGCCACCGUUUCACCAUUGACGCCCACGUGAGCGAGAGAGCUUUGAGGGAGAUCUAUUUGAAGCCCUUCGAGAUUGCUGUCAAGAACGCCAAACCGUGGUCACUUAUGAGUAGCUACAAUCUCGUUAAUGGCACCCACGCUGAUUCGAGCAAACAUCUUCUUAUUGAUGUUCUCCGCAAGCAAUGGGGAUAUAAGGGUCACGUCAUGAGCGACUGGGGAGGAACUAACUCGGUGCACGAGUCCCUCAAUGCUGGCCACGACCUUGAAAUGCCUGGCCCAGCCAUCCAUCGCAAGUUUGAAAAAAUCAAGAAGGCCAUAGAUGAGGGCAAGCUUACUGUCGAGACCCUUGAUGAGCGUGUUCUCGCAAACCUGCGCUUGCUUGGACAGUGCGGCGUCUUUGAGGACCCCGUUAUCCCACCUGAGCAAGCAAUUGAUCUUCCCGAACACCGCGCUUUGAUUCGUAAGGCUGGUGCCGAGGGUGCAGUGCUCCUAAAGAACGAGAAGAACAUUCUCCCUCUUCAAAAGGAGAAGACCCGUUCUAUCGCUAUGCUAGGAUUGGCAAAACAAUUCCUUGGCCAUGGAGGUGGUUCUGCAGCAGUCAACGCGCAUAGAAAGAUCACAGCCUACGAUGGUUUCCAAGAAGCUGUUGGCGACAAGAUUGAAUUGAAGUACGCCGAAGGUGCCCGCACCUGGCGAAAUCUGCCACCUUUCAGUGAGGGUGUUGCCAAUUCCAAUGGCAAACCAGGAUUUACUGUAAACUACUUCAAGAACUCCAACAAGCCCGCGUACUCCAAGGACUUCGCGGCCGGAGCUGUGAAGUCCUUCGAGGAUCCCGAGGUGACACGCGUUGUGAUGUCUGGAACGUACACACCACCAACCACAGGCAAACACUAUAUCAGCUUUUCGACUAUUGGAAACACCAAGGUCUACAUCAACGACGACCUGGUAUUCAACUACGAAGGACAAUCUGCUGAUGUCAUGGCUCUUCUGCUAGGCGUUGCUAAGGAGGACCAGAAACGAUACGACUUUGUCCAGGGCCAACAAUACCAAAUCCGCGUCGAUGCUAGCAUCGUCGAUGAUGCCGAUAGUCCUCUUUCUUUCCUGUCUUCUAACAUCAUUGGCUUCAACUUUGGUUUUAUGAGACAGGAGCUCUUCGAGGCAGAUCUGCUCACAGAGGCCACGGAUGUUGCCAAGUCCGCCGACGUAGCCAUUGUUUUCGUCGGUAAUACUCCUUCUUGGGAAACCGAGGGGAGUGACCGUGAUGACAUGAACCUGCCCAUGAACGGCUCUCAAGAUAAGCUCAUCGCUGCAGUCGCUGCCGCCAACCCCAACACAAUCGUCGUCAACUCUACCGGAUCACCGAUUAGCAUGCCUUGGGUGGCAGACGUCCCAGCAAUCCUCCAAUCGUGGUUCCCUGGCCAGGAAGCAGGCCAUGCUAUCGCUGAUGUCGUUUUCGGUGCCGCAUAUCCUGGUGGAAAGCUCCCCGUCACGUUCCCCAAGAAGUUGUCCGACGCUCCCGCAUCAGACAACUUCCCAGGUGAUCUGAAGAAGAACUUUGUCGAGUACAAGGAGGGUAUCUACAUUGGAUACCGUCACUACGACCAGAAGCCAGACACCGUUCUUUUCCCAUUCGGCUUUGGUCUUUCGUACACCACCUUCGAGGUUUCAAACGCUUCCGUCUCUUCUGCAAGCUUCUCCAAAGACCAAACGGUCUCUGUCACCGCCGAUGUCGCCAACACUGGUGCUCGUGAGGGCAGUGAGAUCAUCCAGGUCUACGUCGGCCCAAGCCAGUCCCAGUCCAUCGACAGGCCGAUCAAGGAAUUGAAGGGUUACGCAAAGGCCCACCUCGCCGCGGGCUCCAAGACUUCGGUCAGUGUCACCCUAGACAAGGAGAGCUUCUCAUACUUCAACGAAGCGAAGAACAAAUGGUCAGUCGAAGCGGGCAAGUACACCGUUUCGGUCGGCACUUCGAGCACGCAGAUUGUGUCGACACUGGAGGUUGAAGUGAAGGAAUCGUUUGAUUUUGAUCCUUGA